Messenger RNA from Myiozetetes cayanensis, 1341 nucleotides. It is a transcript of the gene VAX2, whose product is annotated as ventral anterior homeobox 2. Lineage: Eukaryota; Metazoa; Chordata; Aves; Passeriformes; Tyrannidae. The record is from RefSeq and is a predicted model, not a curated record. Gene Ontology annotation, biological process: neuron differentiation; brain development; central nervous system development. Bases 401 to 1339 code for a protein of 312 amino acids. The transcript is spliced from 4 exons. Gene Ontology annotation, molecular function: DNA-binding transcription factor activity, RNA polymerase II-specific; DNA binding.
CCGCUCCCCGGCGCGGCGGGGGCUCUGCCGCCCGCUCCCGGCUCCGGCGGCGGCCGGGGAUGCGCAGCCGAGCGCGGCGGCGGGGGAGGGCCGGGCCGGAGGAAUAAGGACCCGGCUUCUUCCCCGGUCCCACCCCCGGCCGCUUCCUCCGCAGCUCCCUCCCCUCGGCCUCCCCUUCCCCUCCCGCUCCCCACUCCCCUAAAAUCAUCCCCCCAUCUCCCGGUAUUGAUUUCCCGCACGCGAAUCCCAGCGCAGCGCGGCGAGCACGGGCACUGGCGGCUCCGUCGCCCGCUCCCGCCGCUUCCCGCCGGGACCGGGACCGGGACCCGCACCGGGACCGGCGCCCCAUGGAAGGGCAGCGGCUGCGGCCGGAGCGCCUGAAGUUUGCCUGGAGCGAGGGAUGAGCGAUGGAGGGGCCGAGCCCGGCGGGAGCCCCGUGCUGCUGGCCGAGCCCGCAGCCACCGGGCGGGCCCGGGAGAAGGCGCCGACCCGGGCGGAGCUGGAGAGCGCCCUGCGCGGCGGCGGCGGAGGCGGCGGCGGCUUCAAGGACAUCCCUGGAACGUCGGCGGUCAGCCCCGGCUCCUCCAAGGAGUGCGCCCCGGACACCGAGAGCCCGUCGGGGACCGGCGAGGCGGAUUACUGCCGCCGCAUCCUGGUGCGAGAUGCCAAAGGGACGAUCCGGGAGAUCGUGCUGCCCAAGGGGCUGGACCUGGACCGGCCCAAGCGCACACGGACGUCCUUCACGGCGGAGCAGCUCUACCGCCUGGAGCUGGAAUUCCAGCGCUGCCAGUACGUGGUGGGCAGGGAGAGGACGGAGUUAGCGCGGCAGCUCAACCUCUCCGAGACCCAGGUCAAGGUCUGGUUCCAGAACCGGCGCACGAAGCAGAAGAAGGACCAGAGCAGGGACUCUGAGAAACGCUCCUCCGCCACCUCCGAGUCCUUCGCCACCUGCAACAUCCUCCGGCUGCUGGAGCAGGGCCGGCUCCUGUCGGUGCCGGCCCCCCCCAGCCUCCUGUCCCCCGCCUCCAACCCCAUCUCCAGCCCCGCGGGCAACGGCUCCGGCCUGGCCACGCCGGGCCCCGCGUCCCCCGGGUUGGGCGGCGGGAGCAGCCCCCCGGCACCGGGAGCCUUCAGCCUGCAGGUCCCGUCCCUCGCCUCCUCGUCCUCCUCGUCCUCCUCGCCGCGGCUGCCGGGGGGGCCGCUGUGCUUCGGGGGGCCGCUCCUGGGCAGCCUGCACGACCUGCCGGGCGCGUACGGACUGGGCGCUUCAGCGUUUGAGCCUUACACGCGGCUGGAGAGGAAAGACAGUUCUAUAGCCAGCAAGAAGCCGAGCUCUUAAAU